AUGGUUCGAUUCAUAAGUGGAAUUAACCAAGAUUUGAGGGACACUUUAGAGCUACACCCGUAUGUUGACUUGUCGGAAUUGCUCCAACGUGCGAUUUUAUUGGAGAAACAACACGAGCGAAGGGGGCGAGCUGAUUCUUUCAAUCGACCACCACCCUGGUCCACCCAAACUAUCCUGGAGCCCCGAGGUAUUCCCAAUACUAACAUUAAUAAAUUUUCUAAUGUUGACAAAGAAAAAGGUGUUGCGCAUGCUGGCACAACUCGAAAAUCCCAAAAGGAAUAUGUCCAUGGCAAGAAUCCCCAAAAUCGUGAAAUUACCUAUUUUUGGUGUCAAGGGAAAGGGCACUAUGCCUCUGAGUGUCCGAACAAGAAGGCCAUGAUCUUGACGGAUGCGGGUGAAGUUGUCACCGAUAAUGAAGGAGAUGUAAACGGUGAGAAAAUUCUUGUAUGUGAGGAAAGUACUGCUGCAGAAGAUGAUGAAUAUUCCAAAAUCACGGUGGUAACUCUCCGGUCUCUUAGUACAUUUUCAAAAGGAGAAACCAGCCCAAAUGCAAAGGGAGAACAUCUUCCAAUGUCGUUGCAAAAUCAAAGGCUUGCUAGAUACUACUUGGACAGCCUUGGCAAUUCGAUUGCAGUGUCACCUACUUUGGGAAGGAAAAUACUUUUAUGCUCACACAUGAGGGCAAAAACUUGCCUUACCCCACAAGAAGCCCAUACGGAUCAGGAAGUGAUACAAAGAAAUCAUGUUCAAGAAAUGAUGGCUAUAAAGAACGUCUCGAAAUCAGCGGGAACUCAAAACCCCGUACAAGAGGCAGACAUAAAUUCCAUGGAAUUUUCUGAUGUAUUACCCAAGGAACUACCAAACGAGUUGCCUCCAGUCCGUGGUAUUGAACAUCAGAUUGGUUUCAUACCUGGCGCUCAAUUGCCUAAUAGGCCAGCAUAUAGGGCUAACCCAGAUGAGACCAAAGAGAUCCAAAGACAAAUCCAAGACUUGUUAGAUAAAGGGUGGGUGCGUGAGAGCCUUAGUCCAUGUUCGGUACCGGUACUCCUCGUUCUGAAGAAGGAUGGUAAGUGGCGUAUGUGUGUAGAUUGUAAAGCAAUAAAUGCAAUUACCAUUAAGUAUAGACAUCUUAUUCCUAGAUUAGAUGAUAUGCUUGAUGAACUUCAGGGUGUUGCUCUUUUUACAAAAAUUGAACUUAGAAGUGGUUACCAUCAGAUAAUAAUGAGAGAAGGAGAUGAGUGGAAAAUUGCUUUCAAAACUAAGCUAGGGCUGUAUGAGUGGACUGUCAUGCCUUUUGGCUUAACUAAUGCCCCUAGUACCUUUAUGAGAUUGAUGAAUCAUGGUCUUAUACAUUGCAUAGAAAAGUUUGUGGUUGUUUACUUUGAUGACAUCUUGAUCUAUAGUAAGGAAUUGUCUCCACACAUUGAGCAUGUGAGAGAAGUGUUCACUUUAUUGAGGCAGAACAAACUAUAUGCAAAUGUUGAAAAUGUGCAUUUUGUGUUUCUAGUUGUCUAUUCCUUGGCUAUGUUGUUAGCACACAGAGAAUACAAGUCGAUGAGGAGAAGAUCAGAGCCAUCUAGGAGUGGCCUGUCCCUACCACUGUUCGUGAAGUUUGUAGUUUCCAUGGCUUGGCAGGAUUCUACCGAAGGUGUGGGUAUUGGUGCCAUUGUAAUGCAGAAUUUCCAACCUAUUGCAUACUUCAACGAGAAGCUAGGUGGCGCAGCCUUGAACUACCCAACUUACGACAAGGAGUUAUAUGCCUUGGUUCGUGCACUUCAGGCACAGAAGAUCAGGAGCUUCAUAAGACAAUACAGAAGGAAAUUGAUGCCACCAAUGUGCGGAAUGCCAAAGCUGCUAAUCGUCACCACAAGAAGAUUGUCUUCCAACCCGGUGAUUGGGUGUGGCUUCACUUAUGAAAAGAGAGAUUUCCGGCACAGUAAAUCUAAGUUGUCCCCACGAGGCGAUGCUCCUUUUCAAGUCGUUGAAUGCAUAAACGAUAAUGCCUACAAACUAGACCUCCCAGGUGACGAGAGGUUGAUGGAACAACCUUUUGAAGACAUGGGGGAUGAUGUGACAAUCAUGACGGAAUAG
This is a messenger RNA of Andrographis paniculata, 2091 nucleotides long. RefSeq lists its product as uncharacterized. The coding region runs from base 1 to 2091 and encodes 696 amino acids. The record is from RefSeq and is a predicted model, not a curated record. Gene Ontology annotation, molecular function: nucleic acid binding; zinc ion binding. The transcript has 6 exons. Lineage: Eukaryota; Viridiplantae; Streptophyta; Magnoliopsida; Lamiales; Acanthaceae.